Messenger RNA from Boeremia exigua, 516 nucleotides. RefSeq names its product RF-1 domain-containing protein. The coding region runs from base 1 to 516 and encodes 171 amino acids. NCBI's taxonomy places the organism in Eukaryota, Fungi, Ascomycota, Dothideomycetes, Pleosporales, Didymellaceae. The transcript is spliced from 2 exons. The record is from RefSeq and is a predicted model, not a curated record. Gene Ontology annotation, cellular component: mitochondrion. Gene Ontology annotation, biological process: translational termination. Gene Ontology annotation, molecular function: translation release factor activity.
AUGCGCCUGUCUGUCUACCACACUCUCCGCCAUGCCUUCCACAGCAGCGCACUCCUCCUCUCCAAACAGCUUCCUCCGCGGCGCGUAAUCCCCGAAUCUGAGAUCAUAGAGAACUUCCUCAAGGGCUCUGGUCCAGGCGGACAGAAGAUCAACAAGACGUCAUCGGCCGUGCAACUCAAGCACAUUCCAACGGGCAUUGUUGUCAAGUACCAAGACACACGAAGCCGAGCGCUGAAUCGCAAGGUCGCAAGAAAGCUGUUGCAGGAUAGAAUAGAGGAGCUUGAGCUCGGCGACGAGGCUAGAACAAAGGUCAAAGGGAGAGAGAUCAGCAAGAAGAAGGCCAGCAGCGACAAGAAGAAACGGAGGAAGUAUCGCGCACUGGAAGAGGCAAAAGCGGGUGGAGAAGGUGCAGGAGAGCUCGUGGAGCUUGAGAGCGAUGCUGGAGUCGAGCUUGAGGAUACCGGCAGGGUCUCAGACACACAGGGCGGGCGCGAGGGUACAGACAAGGCAGGUUGA